Molecule: messenger RNA, 1168 nt
Organism: Vanessa tameamea
Lineage: Eukaryota; Metazoa; Arthropoda; Insecta; Lepidoptera; Nymphalidae
Exons: 5
Coding region: 206-952 (248 amino acids)
Source: RefSeq, a predicted model, not a curated record
GGUGCACCUCAUUGGUGCUAUCAUUACUUUACAGCGUUAUGCUUUAUUUUCAAUUUCACCUUCUAUUGUGAGUGUGGAGAAACCGGCUGAGAUCCGAGGAAAGGACCAGUGUAGACUCGGCGCUGGCGACGCUCGCCUCUUUCGAAACGAAUCAAGACUUACAUUAAAUACAUUAUUUUUUCUUCAUCGUUCCUCAUAUCACGACAUGUCGGCUAAAGUGACGCUUUCGCUCUUUCUUGCUUUAUUUGCAUUUGCGAACAGUGCGAGUAUUUUAGAUUACCUUGACUGGGACGAUGGGAAGAAGCUGAUAGAGGUGCCGGAGUUACGGAAUGACCAACCAAAUAGAAAUUGCAUGUGCAAAGGACCGGCAUGCGUCUGUUGUGUUGAUUUUAACAUAACAUUUGUUGACCUUGGAGGACCAGGUUGCGUUCACAUGAAAUACUUAUCACCCGAAGACGGGUUCUCAGUUAACGUCUCGUAUGGAAAAAAUCUCCUACACUCUUCUAGGAUUCAAGGCAAAAAUCCAGCACCAAUAUGUCUCGAAGUAUUUGGCAAAUUUGCGCAAGUAUGUGCAAAAUUCAGUGACCUAGCUCCUACUUCUGACGGUCUACGGGGCUGUCUCGAGCUAGAGCCAAGGUUACUUGGAGAAAGUCAAUUGGAGUUCCCGAUUGGAUGCUUCAAAUCUAGUGCAGGUGGCAUGGAAAUGGAAGAUCCACCGGCGGAGCCUGAAGAAACUACAGAAGAAACAACGACGGAAAACAGCAACACUUUUGACGCAGAAUCAUUUUUAAUAAAUAUCUACCAGACAGCGGAGCAGAGUGUUGCAUUUCUCGGCAGCCUUCUAGAUCUUCCGUUGAGAAAAAAUGAAACAACCACAUUAAAACCAACUACAGAACAGGAGACUUCUCAGAGAAGAGCACCAAAAUAUUUAAAACAUCCAAAUCAAUUGUGAUAAUUUUAUGAUUAAAUUUAUGUAUAUUUAAGUACAAAGAAGGCAUUUCAUAGAUUAACUUCAGCUUGCCAACUUGUUAACGCUCUUUUAUAAAAAGUCAGCGAUAUACUUUCUCCUAUUUAUUGCUUUAAUAAUAAAAUUAGUUAGUUGACCUAUGUUUGAUAAUUAUAACUAUAAUAAAGUAAUAUGGAUAAAAAUAAAAUGUUUUAUUUAAUA